Dentiscutata erythropus is the source of this 420-nucleotide messenger RNA. NCBI's taxonomy places the organism in Eukaryota, Fungi, Glomeromycota, Glomeromycetes, Diversisporales, Gigasporaceae. The record is from the annotation of a GenBank genome assembly.
AUGACAAGACUGACUGAAAAUGGUGUUACAAUCGAUGCUCUGAGCAAUGUCCUUAAAAAACGUAAAAAAAGAAAAAGUAAUCAAGACCCGGUAGAAAAGAGAAAAACUAAAGUAAAUGAUGAGAGAGAAAGGCGGGAAGAUAUUAAUGAGGGUUUUGAUUUGCUCUAUGAACUACUCCCGACUACUUACUAUAAGCGUAAAGCGAGUAAAGCUGAGUUAUUAAAAAAAAGCGGAUACAACACAAGCAUCGAAGUGCAAGAUUCCAAGAGGACAAUAUGCACCGAUCGUGCCCAGGAUCCAACCAGUAACCCAAAAAAGCAGAAGGCUCACCAACGUGAGUACGUGACCUACGUCUCAACAACAUCAUCUGACAAAACGGGGUUGACAGGAGAAUCAACCUCCAUGAUGUUGCAUCGUUAA